Triticum aestivum (bread wheat) is the source of this 608-nucleotide messenger RNA. RefSeq names its product probable calcium-binding protein CML17. NCBI's taxonomy places the organism in Eukaryota, Viridiplantae, Streptophyta, Magnoliopsida, Poales, Poaceae. The transcript has a single exon. The coding region runs from base 102 to 392 and encodes 96 amino acids. The record is from RefSeq and is a predicted model, not a curated record. Gene Ontology annotation, molecular function: calcium ion binding.
CACAGCCUCACACUCGCACUCACACAGAGAGAAGCAGCAACCAGGGCAGCUAAUCGACCAAGGCUAGCACAUCGUGCCCGGUUCCGGCGGGAGGAGGAUCGAUGGCGUUCAUGCGGUACCGUGCGCUGCCGCAGGGAGAGGUGACGGCGGAGGAGUUCUGGGCGUGGCUGGGGCAGUUCGACGCGGACCACGACGGCCGGAUCAGCCGGGAGGAGCUGCAGCGCGCCCUGCGGAGCCUCAACCUGUGGUUCGCGUCCUGGAAGGCGCGGGAAGGGGUGCAGGCCGCGGACGCCAACCGCGACGGCGCCGUCGGCAGGGAGGAGGCCGGCCGGCUCUUCGCCUACGCGCAGAGGCAGCUCGGCGGCAAGAUCACCCAACUCGGCUCCUACUGAUCAAGCUGCGAAUGAUGUGGAGUAUGAGAUGGAUGUUUGUGUUUUCGGAGUUCUCGGGAGUGGCUGUAACUCUAAAGUAAUGAACUGGUGCCUCGUGACUAAGUGGGCGUGAAAAAUUCUAACCGGCCAGGGUGGCCUUUGGUUAGAUAUAUUCAGACAAAAGUACAUGGAUGAAGAAGGGGUGGAAUUUAGGAGGAACACUAAACUGUCACAAUU